Molecule: messenger RNA, 1360 nt
Organism: Sclerotinia trifoliorum
Lineage: Eukaryota; Fungi; Ascomycota; Leotiomycetes; Helotiales; Sclerotiniaceae
Source: the annotation of a GenBank genome assembly
CAUCAAUCAAUUUAUACCAAGAACAAUAAAACAAACAAACAUCCAAUAUCCAAUAUCCAAAAACAUACCCAAAGUAAGCAUUAGGCAUACAUUUGUUGUUCUUCCCUGUUCUUCAUCAAGCGAGUCACCAACAAGUGACGUGACGUGACGUGACGUCUUACCCUGUCAUCCAAACUGCAGCCCUACCAACACAACAUAUCAAAGCAAUCCAACCCCUUCAUCAACCCCUCACACGAUAUACAAUAAUAGAUAACGAAAUAUACUCUUCAAACAUGGCUACAUAUACAUCCACUCCUCUCUUCGGGGGCGCUCUCAUAGUUGAUCUUCCCUCUACAUUCGCCGACGUCAGGUAAGGUUCAAAAAGAAAAAUAACCAACGCCAAACCCCUCCAGCCCCACCUUCUUUCUGCCAAAACUCACAAUCAGCAAUCACCACAUCAACUGACAAAUUCCAUAGUACAAUAAGACAAGUUCCCGAUCAUCAAGAGGUAUAUUUGGAUAAAGAUGGCUUCACAAGUAUCAUCUUCGAUAUCACAGAGCGAGUAGGUACAGCAGGUUCCAGCCCAGCGACCGAUGGAGCGGCUAUGACGACUCAUUUGGAGGAUAUCGUUGAUUCGGAUCUUGAUACUGUUAAAGUAUGGUCGAUUACCGAUACCAAGUUUACCAAAUUACCGUAAGUGCCUCCUAUCCAUUCAUACCCUUUUAUUCCGCCUUCCCAUCACCAUUUCCCCUCAUCCCACCACAUCACGUGCCGUAUCAAAAUACCGGUAUCAGCAGAGCUGACAACCCCAAAGAGAAGGCAUACCAGCCUACACUCUAAUUGCAACUCAAACACCACCUCAUGAUCCCAACUCCCAUACCUCGGCUCCCGAUUUCACUGCAAUAGUACUCAAUCUGAUUCGUUUGGAGCGGGAGAGAACGGAUAUUUUGGUCACGAUUAAUGUUCCACAUAUUAAAGGUGAGUAUUCGGCUGAUGAUGUGGAUUUGCAAUUGGGGAAACAGGGGAAGUUGAUUGAGAAUGCGGUGGAACAUGCGGCGAAGAUUUGGGAGACGUUUAAGAUUAAGGAUUGGGGGCUUUUUGAUGAGGUUUAGAUGCGGAAGUGGAUGAGAGGGGUAAAGGGUUUGGGAGGUGCAUGGAUUUUGGAGAUUGCAUGAAGGGAUUGGUAUUGGUCGAGUCUGAUGUAUUAGCAUGGUAUGCUGAAUGAUCUACCUUGGCCAGGAGUGGAUGGCGGAAUUCCAAGAUGAUGUCUUAUGGAUGAUUUUCAUAUUUUCGUUUAUUAUAUCAGGAAGGACAAUGCUGAUUUACUGAAUAUUCGUUUUGAGAUUUGCUAUACAAAGGAAAGAUUACAUGGUUCAAUUAA